Messenger RNA from Trichechus manatus latirostris (Florida manatee), 3213 nucleotides. RefSeq names its product disintegrin and metalloproteinase domain-containing protein 1a-like. The transcript has a single exon. Gene Ontology annotation, biological process: male gonad development; binding of sperm to zona pellucida; proteolysis. The coding region runs from base 634 to 3213 and encodes 859 amino acids. NCBI's taxonomy places the organism in Eukaryota, Metazoa, Chordata, Mammalia, Sirenia, Trichechidae. Gene Ontology annotation, cellular component: plasma membrane; sperm head plasma membrane; external side of plasma membrane. The record is from RefSeq and is a predicted model, not a curated record. Gene Ontology annotation, molecular function: metalloendopeptidase activity.
CUAUCUUGGGGCACAAGCAGCCACCUCACUUGGCUUACCUAACAGACUGGCCUGUGAGAUGCACACAUCAUUACAAUGCCUCACUGAGGGAAAACAAUGUCCUGGGUUAAGAUGGGCCAUGGGCUACAGACCAAGAGUUUUAGAAGAGAGGAAAUGAGCAAUGGAUGUGCCCUACAAAGAGAUCUCCCAGCCCUCUGGUCUGGAACAUUUGGAGUUAGGUGAGCAACGGACGACAGGAGGGGACGGGGGGAGGGGUGUUCCAAGAGGCCUGACUGAGGAAGGCAUGGAGAUUUUGUUUCCUCUCUCAAGGUACACUCUUGCAUUAUAGAGUCGGUAGUCUUUCUUCAUGAUACAUCCUUCCAUGAUGUCAAAAGCAGCUUAGCCAGGGAGCACUGAAGCUAACGCUGUGGAAGGAAGUCACAGAGUAAGGAAACUUUCUGAAGGACAACGGACAGAUCAGAAAGACUAGGAAGUGACACAACAAGAGGCUGUAACUCUCAGAGCUAGGCGGCUGCCAUCUCUAAGGCAGCCAGCAUACAUCUGGGGCUACCACCUGAGUCUCCGAGAGUCAGCGUGCCAGGGAGAGCUGCUGAUGGACACAGGCCCUGUAUCAUCCACUGAUUCAUCUGGACCAUGUCAGUGGCAGCCUCAGUGAGAGACUCUGCCUCUGUCCUGCCUUCUCUACAGAAAAACCAAGUGAUUAUGAAUAAGACAGAAAGAGCACUUCACACUUGGACUCCCCAGAUGAAGGGCUUAAGGCUGGGACUAGGACCAGUAGUACCUUCACGUGUCAAGUUGGGGAUCAUGUUGCUGGUGGGAAUGAUUUUUCUCCCAAGAAUGUACUGUGGCAUAGAAUCGGUAUAUUACUCCUCCUACGAAAUCGUCAUCCCCCAGAGUUUGACAGUGAAGGGAAGGGAAGACCCAGUGGAAAAGGCAUCCUACAUGCUAUAUAUGCAGGGCCAGAAACAGGUGAUUCACUUGAAGGUGAAGAAAGACUAUUUUGUGAGCAGCUUUCCGGUCUUCAGCUACCACAAUGGGAUCCUGGAACAAGAAAUGCCCUUCAUCUCACAUGACUGCCACUAUGAAGGCUACAUAGAAGGAGUCCCAGGCUCUUUUGUUUCUGUCAACACAUGUUCAGGCCUCAAGGGCAUCCUGAUUAAGGAGGAACAAUCCUAUGGCAUUGAGCCCAUGGAGUCUUCAAAACGGUUUGAACACGUGCUGUACACCAUGGCACACCAAGCUCCAGUCUCCUGUAGUGUCACCUCCAAUAAGAGUCAACAAGGGGUGUCCACCAGCCGGCAACAAGGGAGCAGGAAGCUUCGUGAUCUACACGCACCGUCCUACUUGUGGUCACACACCAAGUACGUGGAGAUGUUUGUUGUGGUGAACCACCUGCGGUUCCAAAUGUGGGGCAGUAACAUCAAUGAGACAAUCCAGGGAGUGAUGGACAUCAUUGCUCUGGCCAACAGCUUCACUAGAGGAAUAAACACAGAGGUGGUGCUGGCUGGAAUGGAGAUUUGGACCGAGGGGGACCUAAUAGAGGUCCCGGUGGACUUGCAAGUUACGCUCAGGAAUUUCAACAGCUGGAGACAGCAGAAGCUCUUCAGUCGGGUGAAGCAUGAUGUUGCCCACAUGAUUGUUGGGCAUCAUCCCGGACAGAACAUGGGACAGGCAUUUCUCAGUGGUGCCUGUUCAAGUGGUUUUGCAGCAGCUGUUGAAUCCUUCCAUCACGAAGAUGUCCUCCUGUUUGCCGCACUCAUGGUCCAUGAGCUGGGGCACAACUUGGGUAUUCAGCACGACCAUUCCGCCUGCAUUUGUAAAGAUAAGUACUUUUGCCUCAUGCAUGAAAAUAUCACCAAAGUAGGUGGCUUCAGCAACUGUAGCUCUGACUCCUUCUACCAGUUUCUGCAUGAACACAAAGGGGCGUGUCUGUUUAACAAGCCAGGGCACAAAGGUCGCACACGUAGGGAUGCCAUCUGUGGAAAUGGUAUAGUGGACAACAUGGAACAGUGUGACUGUGGUCCUAAUUGUGCCAGUCACCCAUGUUGUAGCCCAUCAUGUACACUGAAGCCGCAGGCACAGUGCAGUCAUGGAAUAUGCUGUUCUUCCUGCAAAUUCAAAUCAAAGGGAGUACCUUGCCGUCGUAUUAAGGGAGAGUGUGACCUUCCAGAGUAUUGUGAUGGUCAGUCAGAAACAUGCCCCUCAGAUGUGUACAAGCAAGAUGGCACACCUUGUGAAAGAACAAAAGCUUGUGUUUUGGGUCAGUGUAACAACCCUGAUAAUCAAUGCAUGACUAUUUAUGGGUACCAAGCAAGGUCUGCCCCCGAAAAUUGUUAUACUUCAAUGAACAGCAAAGGCGACAGGUUUGGAAACUGUGGCCGUCCUACUACUUCUAAUCCAAGAUAUGUUCAGUGUGAGGGCGAUAAUGUAUUCUGUGGGAAAAUUGUAUGUACAAAUAUUGAAUACUUACCAACAAUCAAACCCCAACAUACAGUGAUCCAGAUCCCUAAUGAAGAAGAAUGGUGUUUUGGCAUAGAUGCUUAUAAUGGUACUGAUAUUCCUGAUGACGGUGAUGUGCAGAUUGGCACGUACUGUGCCCCAAACAAAGUCUGUAUAAAUUACUCCUGCAUUGCUCCCCCUGUGCUCAACCUUGGCUGUGAUCCAAAUGUAAUGUGUAAUGGGAAAGGAGUGUGCAACAAUUUAAAACACUGCCAUUGUGAGUAUGGCUUUGCCCCUCCUAACUGCAGUAAACCAGGCACUGGGGGUAGUGUGGAUAGUGGUCCCCCUGGCAAGCAAGAGGAAACUGCAGGAGGAGGAGGAGGAGGAGGAGGAGGAAGUGAAGAAACCGUUCACUUGAAAGAAAAACCCCUACUAGAUGUGCUAAUUGUAUCAAUUCCUAUUAUUUUAUUGCUAUUACUAUGUUUAUGCAUCAUCUGUUGUAUAUAUAAGUUACGUUAUGCACCAAAAAAACCUCCUCCCACACAAAAGGUUCCCGAGGAGGUCUCCAAAGAGGCCCCACCAGAGGCCGCACCAGAAGAGGCCCCAGAAGAAGAAGCCGCAGAAGAAGAGGCCCCAGAAGAAGAGGUCCCAGAGGAAGAGGCCCCAGAAGAAGAGGGCCCAGAAGAAGAGGGCCCAGAAGAAGAGGGCCCAGAAGAAGAGGGCCCAGAAGAGGAAGGUGGCGAAGAAGGGGAAGAACCAGGGUCAGAAGACUAG